AUGGAGUCCACAAGAAGGUCGUUCCUGGCUCUCUUUCUGUUGGUGGUGCUUGGGUCAUCCAUUGCCACAGUUGAGGAAGAGAACUCAGAGUUCUGGAGGUCACAGGCGAGGAAGACACUGCAGGCAGCACUAGACAGGAAGCUGAACACCAACGUUGCCAAGAACAUCCUGUUUUUCCUUGGAGAUGGUAUGGGACUCACAACCCUCACAGCAGCUCGUAUUCUCAAGGGACAGCUGGAGAAGCAGCCAGGGGAGGAGACAGUGAUGACCAUGGACACCUUCCCCAAUGUGUGUACUGUGCAGACCUACAGUGUGGACUUCCAGGUUGCAGACAGCGCAGCCACAGCCACAGCCUAUCUGUGUGGGGUGAAGACCAACCUGAACAUCGUUGGAGUGAAUGCGGCGGGUCGCAACGGAGUAUGCAGAACUCAGAAGGGCAACGAGGUGACGUCCAUCUUGAAGUGGGCCAAAGAUGCUGGCAAGUCUGUGGGCAUCGUAACAACCACGAGGGUGCAACACGCCACCCCAGCAGGCAGCUACGCCCACAGUGCCAGCAGGACGUGGUACAGUGAUGCUGAUAUGCCUGAUUCUGCGAAGACGGACGGCUGCACGGAUAUCUCAUUCCAGCUCAUCAACAACACAGACAUUGAUGUGAUCAUUGGCGGCGGUAGAAAGUACAUGACCCCUACUGGUACCAAGGACCCUGAAUACCCCACAGACUACUUUUCAAACGGUAAAAGAAAGGAUGGGCGUGACCUGAUCAAAGAGUGGCAGAACUUAAAAACUGGGAAGGUUGCCCACUAUGUGUGGAAUAAAGCAGAUUUUGACGCUGUUGACCCUGAAACCACUGACUACCUCAUGGGUAUGUUUUUUUCCUCUUUUGCCCCUUCCUUUGCUCCCUCAUGCAUCCCCCUGUUGCUUAAGAGCUAUCAGAAGGCAGUACAUCACUCUCCGUCAUGUUUAACCCCUUCCUUCCUUGUGUUUACAGGUGGGCGUAUUGACCAGGCUCACCAUGCUGGGCGGGCCUCCAUGGCCCUGCAUGAGGCGGUUGCUUUUGACCGUGCUAUCGCUAAGGGCCUCGAACUCACUCAAGAGCAUGAAACUCUCACUGUAGUGAUGGCUGACCACUCUCAGCCUCUUACCUUCAAUGGCUUCCCCUUUCGUGGGAACAGCAUUCUGGGUAAAUCUCCACUGUGGGCAAGUGACAUGUUGCCUUAUACCACGCUCAUGUAUGGCAAUGGACCCGGGCACAAAAUCGUUAAUGGCACACGCCCUGACAUCCGCAAUGUUGACACCAAAUCUAAAGACUACAUCCAGCAGGCAGCUGUCCCCGUAGAUACAACAACCCACAGUGGAGAGGAUGUGGCAGUGCUGGCCCGUGGACCCAUGGCCCACCUCUUCCAGGGUGUCAACGAGCAGAACUAUAUUGCCCAUGCCAUGGGCUACGCUGCCUGCGUGGGUGCUGACCUAAGGCACUGUGAGGGGCAGACUACACCACCUUUGGUUCACAUAACCCUUGAAUAUAACAAGAACGGGGCCGGAGCAGUUAGUGCCUCAGCAGCUUUGCUCGGUAACUUCCUGAGCGUGCUGUUGGCCAUCACAGUCCUCAUGUAAGAGGU
Molecule: messenger RNA, 1619 nt
Organism: Neolamprologus brichardi
Lineage: Eukaryota; Metazoa; Chordata; Actinopteri; Cichliformes; Cichlidae
Source: RefSeq, a predicted model, not a curated record